This is a messenger RNA of Salvia miltiorrhiza (redroot sage), 1362 nucleotides long. RefSeq names its product myb-related protein 330-like. The record is from RefSeq and is a predicted model, not a curated record. Bases 308 to 1279 code for a protein of 323 amino acids. The transcript is spliced from 3 exons. Lineage: Eukaryota; Viridiplantae; Streptophyta; Magnoliopsida; Lamiales; Lamiaceae.
AAAGUUCGAGAACACCACACACAUAUAUAUACGUACAACACAUGUAUGUGAAACACACACACAUAUAUAUACGUACAACACAUGUAUGUAUACGUGCAGUUCCAUACUGCCAAAUUUCCAAUCAAUAAUGAAUAUACAUACAUUGAAUUAAUUAAAAAAAGAAAAGGAGGGCAGAAAAGAAAGCCAACUCAUCCGUUAAAGCGUACCUACCUACCGAAUCCAACCCCAUCUUUAACUACUUGUCUUUUUCAUCAACUUGGUCAAGUUCAAAUGCCCCUCAUCUGUUUGUUAAAAUGCCUCCAAACUAAUGGUAAUCUCUCCCUCUCCCUCUCUUAAAUAUCCCCUUCUUCUCUUCACCUUCAAGUCUCAUCAUCACCCCACCCCACCCCCCAAUAUAUAUACAUGUAUAUCAAGAACCUUAGUUUUCCACAGACUUUUUAAUUUCAACAAGAAAAAGGGAUUAAUUCUUGAAUUCAUGGGGCGGUCGCCUUGUUGCGAGAAAGCUCACACCAAUAAAGGUGCGUGGACUAAAGAUGAAGAUCAACGCCUCAUCAAUUACAUACGAGCUCACGGCGAAGGCAACUGGCGCUCUCUCCCUAAAGCUGCAGGAUUGCUUAGGUGUGGAAAGAGCUGCAGAUUGAGAUGGAUUAAUUAUUUGAGGCCUGAUUUGAAGAGAGGGAAUUUCACCGAGGAAGAAGAUGAGAUCAUUAUCAAACUUCAUAGCUUGUUGGGAAAUAGAUGGUCUUUGAUAGCAGGGAGAUUGCCGGGAAGAACAGAUAAUGAAAUCAAAAACUAUUGGAACACACACAUCAAGCGCAAGCUUAUUAGCAGUGGUGUUGAUCCACAAACGCACCGCCCUCUCAACUCCACCGCCGCCGCCGCCGCUGCGGCGACCAUAACUCGCUUGGACUUCAGAAAUUCAGCUCCGCCGCCGCCGUCCAAAGAGGCCAACUCGUCGUCGGCGCACGACACCAAUUGCAACAGCACCACGACGGAGGAGUCACAAGCGCCGCCGCGGCCGCGGGAGGAGGAGAGCGGCGACGCCGUGGAUUUGGAGCUGUCGAUUGGGCUGCCCUCGCAGUCUAACUACGUGAAGAGUGCUUCCUUCAACUCGUCUUCGUCGGCGGAGUCUAAGUCGAUCCACGACUUCUUGUGGCCGGCGGCUGCGGCGGCGGAGGUGGUGGCGCCGCCGCCCAUGUGCGUGUGUCGGCCUUUGGGUUUUCAGAAGGGGCAGUUUGGUAAUUGCCAAUCUUGUAACGGCAUAUACAGAUACUGCUGAUUAAUUUUAUGAUUUUUCUCAAUGUAGAGUUUUUCAUGUAAAUUUAGAUAUUAAUUAAGGUUUCUUACAAGUUUUGCAUACAA